CUGACGGGUCACAUUAGCAAAAGGGGCCGGUCUGGGUGGACGCACGGAGCUCCCGUUCCGACGACUUUUUUUUCCGUCGGGCUUUUCAUGUUCUUUGACGUUUAGUUGACGAUCCAACGCAACAGUUAAGCUGCGUAGAGGAAUGCAAAGGCUUUCGUUGAAAACCAGAUCAAACAAAAGCUAAAGGCUGUCGAUCGUUCCGUUUGGAGGGCGAGCUUUUGCGAUCUUGACAGCGGGGGAGCUCGGCUUGGACGACGUAGAAGCGGCCAAGGUGCGCUGGAGUGUGCAGUGGACAUGUAAAGCCGAGAGUUGUGGGAUAUUCUAAGAAACUCAUUGCCUACUUGCCUUCAAUGUUUGGAACAGUUGCCGCCAUGGAUGCCACUUGGAGGAACUGUUUCGAGGAGGAGCUCCUCUGUCCCAUCUGCCUGAAUGUGUUUGAGGAGCCAAUCCAGCUGCCCUGUAGGCACAACUUCUGCAAAGGUUGCAUCUCAGAGGCCUGGGCCAAAGACAACGGCGCGGGGGUUCGCUGCCCCGAGUGUAACCAUGAGUACGAGCAGAAGCCGUUACUGGAGAAGAACUUCAAGUUGGCCAACAUCGUCAAGAGAUUUAACGUGUUUGACUCAGAGAAGUCUCCGAUGGCACUGCACUGCGUCCUGUGCAGACGAGGCCCACCGCUGCCCGUCAGGAAAGUGUGCCUGCGCUGUAAAGAGCCCUGCUGCCAGAUACACGUACAUACGCACCUGCAGCAACCGUGCGUGGCGCCGGGGCACCUGCUGGUGGAUGCCGAGGAGCUGAGUGCCUGGACGUGUCCCAGCCAUGAUGAGUAUAGGCUGCUCCACUGCGAGGAUGAGCAGCUGGCUCUUUGUCCCUUCUGCUGCAUCUCCCAUUGCAGCGCACAAAGACACACGGUCUGCGACGUGGACACACAACGCAUGCACAUGCAGGCCGCACUAAUGAGGCAACAAGACAGACUGGAAAGUCGUGUUCAGAACAUCGAUGAGCACAUUACCAAGCUGGAGUCCGACAAGACGCUGAUGAAGGAUGCCCUUUCAGACAUGAAGGAGCGAGUUAGGGACCAGUACCAGAGGAUGCAAAGCAUGCUGGAAGCCAAACAGUGCGAAAGUAUGCAGAUUCUGGAGAGAGCAUAUAGCUCAUACCGGAGGAAAAACUCCCAGCAGGUUUUGCAACUUAACGAGCGGCGGCAGCAAGCGGAAAAACUCCUGAGCUCAGUACAAGCCUUCUUUCAUCGAGCCGACAACAUUAACUUCAUGAAGAACACGAAACCUUACCAACUACUAAUUGACAGGUCCAAUUUGCAGCUCAGUAGUUCUGUCCCUCCACUCUCAGUGGGCCAAAUCAGCGCUCAUCAUUUCUUAUCGGGCCUCUCAAGACAGGAGAAGAAUCUGCGCAAAAUCCUGGAAGAACCUGUCAAUGAGGUGUCUAUCACUGAGGUAGUCCAGACACACUCGAGCGCUGUGGACACUCGCUCAGGACUCAACAAGAGGAAAUACGGCAUGGCUUUUCUGGAGACUACGGCCGAAAACUCGGCAUCCCAGCAUCCCCCGCCUUUGCUCUACGCCACCAAAAUGCCUCUUCUGACUGAACCCAGCCAACGUGACUCCAACAUGUUCUCCUCUGACACUUUGGGUCAGAAUGCACACUCUGGUCAAGGCCACAGUCGCUUCCUGGACACCUCCGACCAUAAUGUUGUAGGCCAACACGCGGAGGCCAUUUUCUCGCCGCACCUCCGCAGCGGGGGCGCGUCCCAACAGGCUGUCUACGAAGGGAGGAAGGUCCUGAUGUGCUCCAGGCCUGGAGCCGCUCGAGCCAUUUACCCGACGCACGACUCAUUCGCCCCCAUCAAUUCUCAGGAGUUUGGCCCUAUGACUGGCAGCCAGCCCUUGCAGCAUUUACCCAUGAGGGGACUGAUGGAAGCCUCCCAGGCAUCCAGGCGCUCUGACUAUUUUGGCUUGUACAGUCAAUCUUCAACCAAGCAUUAUGGGACCAAGUAACAAUAUGGCAGAAUCAACAGCGGCUUCACUUUGUGGAUUCUGAAUAUAUUCAGAGGGCGAUUCAUUAGGAACACCUGCAAAACCUAUUGAGAUCCAAUACACGAGCUGGUCCAACAAUUCGGCUUUUACAAUGGUGAUCAUGAAGACUAAUGAACAAUUUAAUAUUUUAUAAUAAUUAACAAUAAUAAUUCAUCCAUCUGGGUGGCCCGUUAGUCCAGUGGUUAGCACGUCGGCUUCACAGUGCAGAGGUACCGGGUUCGAUUCCAGCUCCGGCCUCCCUGUGUGGAGUUUGCAUGUUCUCCCCGGGCCUGUGUGGGUUUUCCCCGGGUGCUCCGGUUUCCUCCCACAUUCCAAAAACAUGCGUGGCAGGCUGAUUGAACACUCUAAAUUGUCCCUAGGUGUGAGUGUGAGUGUGGAUGGUUGUUCGUCUCUGCGUGCCCUGUGAAUGGCUGGCAACCCAUUCAGGGUGUCCCCCGCCUACUGCCCGGAGACAGCUGGGAUAGGCUCCAGCACCCCCCGCGACCCUAGUGAGGAUCAAGCGGUUUAGAAGAUGAAUGAAUGAAUUUAUCCAUCCAUUUUCCAAUCCGCUGAUCCUCACAAGGGUGGCGGGGGGUGCUGGAGGCUAUCCCAGCCGUCUUAGGGCAGUAGGCGGGGACACCCUGAACCGUCUGGAGGUAUGAAUGUGCACAAUUAUCUAUACCUGCAUAUGCUCUACGAUUGGCUUGUGACCUCUUUUCACGCAAUCUGCUGGGAUAGGCACCAGCUCACCCACGACCCGAAUCAUGACAAACCAAAAAUGGCUCAACAGCACGGACUGUUUUGGAUACAGCUCUUGCAUUGGAUAUAAUUGUCCAAGUGUGGCUAAUCGUGUCCCGUUAGUCGUUAACAUGAUGAUAUAAAUUAAUGUAAGAUUGGCACUUUCAUGUUGAAGUAAUACUAUUUUCCUUAUUACGUUUUCAAAAUCUGUUUGAUUCCCUUCUACAGCGUUGUUUUCCUUUAUAGUCAAGUCAUCUUGACAUCAUAACAAGGAUAACACCGUUUAUUUCCAAAUCAAUGCAAUCGGUCAUGUGUAUGUCAAAUGAAAUAUAUUAAAAUAAUAUUAACAAUUUAAUAAAAUCUUAACUCCACAGUGACCGUACCAGACAGCAGUGCCUAAAAAAGACUUACCGGUAAAUAGAAUGCUCUUAUUUUGAUGCGUCACUUCCUGUUAGCUGCCGAACGCAUGCAACAGAGCUCUUAUGCACUCCAAAGUCGAUGUGACUUUGAACUAACACUGGAACACGAUGCUUGGGAGCAUUUUAAUAUAUUUGUAAAGGUUUUAAGAAACCAGAAUCAGUGGAAAUGCGAAAUAAACGUUUCAGUGAGAUGGA
This is a messenger RNA of Hippocampus zosterae (dwarf seahorse), 3382 nucleotides long. RefSeq names its product E3 ubiquitin-protein ligase TRIM8-like. The record is from RefSeq and is a predicted model, not a curated record. The transcript is spliced from 7 exons. Lineage: Eukaryota; Metazoa; Chordata; Actinopteri; Syngnathiformes; Syngnathidae. Bases 351 to 2012 code for a protein of 553 amino acids.